Poecilia reticulata (guppy) is the source of this 2473-nucleotide messenger RNA. It is a transcript of the gene atf6, whose product is annotated as activating transcription factor 6. The record is from RefSeq and is a predicted model, not a curated record. Gene Ontology annotation, cellular component: nucleus. NCBI's taxonomy places the organism in Eukaryota, Metazoa, Chordata, Actinopteri, Cyprinodontiformes, Poeciliidae. Gene Ontology annotation, biological process: endoplasmic reticulum unfolded protein response; regulation of transcription by RNA polymerase II. Gene Ontology annotation, molecular function: RNA polymerase II cis-regulatory region sequence-specific DNA binding; DNA-binding transcription factor activity, RNA polymerase II-specific.
CGGCAUCCGUAGAACUUACGGUAAAGACAGACGUGUAUUUAACUUGACAGUGAUGUGAGUCUGCGCUUGAUCUCAGUUGGUUUCCGUUUGAGCGAUAAGUCACUAAUGAAUUCAAAGGGAGAUGUCAUCCGACUUAAAGUUAAACUUCGGAAAUUGUCAACAAAACCCAGUGAUGGAUAGCGAAACGGGCAUGUUCCCUAUCGAUCAGGGAGGAGAGUGGGACCUUAGCCUGUUCAACGGACUGGAUGACCUGGGGGAUGCAGAUGAGCUGCUCGAGGCCCUCGAAUGCGGUGCCUACGCAAAUGAAGGUCAUCUGGAUUUUGAUAUCGACAUUCCUCUUUGGAAUGAAGUGGACACGAGCAGCACCUGCACAGAUGGUGAGGUGAGUGUGGACUCUCUGUCUCCUUCCCACACGCUGAGCUCCGUCCCCUCUCCUGCUUCGGUGGAAGCUUUGUCUCCGUCGUCCUUACAUGAUGAGGCACUGUCCCCUCAGUCACAGCUUUCCCCAGUUUCAGUUUCGUCCGAGUCCAGUGGCUUUUCUGAAGUCUCUCCGCCACCCAAGAAGGCUGCAAUGAGGAGCACGCUAUGGACAAGAGCUAAACCUGCUCAGCCUGCAAAGAGGCCAAUUCAGAUGGGCUCACAGAUCUCCAUCCAGCCCAGACCGCUGAUUGCAGCCAUGCCCUUGGCUCCGGCAGCAACAGCAGCUCCACUGCAGCCCAAGACGAUAAUCAUCCAGCCCCUGCAGACCACCGUACUGCCUGUUGUCAAGCCGUCUCCGAUCAGCAUCCAACCAGCACCCCCUCCAGGCCAUCCCAUAGUGCUGUCCCAGGCGAGCCAGCUUCUCCACAUCCAGACACCACAGGCCGUCCCUGCUAAUGUGGUUGCUGUGCCAACACUCAACCAGGACAAGCAUGUUCCGGUAGCUGCGCCCCCGCUGGUUUCUGUCACGCUUCGAACCCCUUCCUCAGAUGACGACUCCAGACUGUCCCAGAAGCAGCAACGCAUGAUAAAGAACAGGGAGUCGGCGUCGCUCUCUCGCAAGAAGAAGAAAGAGUAUCUGCUCUCGCUGGAAGCUCGUCUGAAAGUGGCGCUGUCUGAAAACGAGGCGCUCAAGAGUGAGAACGGCAACUUGAAGAAGCAGCUGGAAGGCCUGCUGAGUCAGAACUCAGUUCUCAAAGCAACAGCACCCAAGAGGAGAGCCGUGUGCCUCAUGGCGGUUCUGGUGUUCCUGGUGCUAAAUGUGGGACCAACAAGUUUGUUUCAGAGAGGCUCCGUCUCCAACCUCGACAUUGCUCCUAUGCAUCACAGUGGCAGACACCUCCUAGAUUUCUCCGAAUCCGACGCGGCGGCGGCGGGUCCCGAGCUCUCCAGCACGCCCUCGGACACGCCAGACAGAUCGGAGGAUAAGGCACUGAUGGUCGUGAAAAGUCCCGACUUUCUCAGACCUCCUCCCCCCUGCCAGCCUUCUGUCAACAGGACCAAGUGCAUUGAGUUGGCUCAUGAAUUGAGGGGUUGGGUCCACCGCCAUGAAGUAGAGCAGACCAAAACCAGACGCAUGAGUAACAGCAACCAUAAACCCAUCAGAGACAUUCUGCAGAAAACGGAUAAAAAGGAAGACGAAAUUGUCCAAAUUGUCACUGUCCCGUAUGGAGAAAAUACAGAGGAAAAAAAUUCAGGCAGUGAGCUGCAGGUUUACUACGCACGUCAGCACGUCUACAGCGACUUCUUUGAUGAGCUCAAUCGCCGCCCAGACACUUUCUACGUGGUGUCAUUUCGGAGGGAUCAUCUUUUACUUCCUGCCACUAACCACAACAAAGGAAGUCGACCCAAGAUGUCUGUCGUGUUGCCAGCCAUGAACAUUAAUGAGAGCAUCAUUAAAGACAAAGAGUUUGAGGUGAUGAUGCAAAUCGACUGCGAGGUUACCAACACCAGGAUCCUCCACAUCAGGUCCUCCAGCAUCCCACCGCUGCUGCGGGUCAACCAGACGGACACGUUUUACCAGCACUCCCCGACCGACGGCAACCCUGCGCCUCCGGUCGGAGUACUGAUGGGAUCAUCGUAACGUCAUCCUAACCUCCAGUCGUCUUCGUAACUCCUCAGCGAUUGGGGGAAAACCCAAGACAGCACCUCACUUUACGAUUAUUUUCAAUAGAGGAGGAUAAACUCUGUGUGGUCCCAUAGAUUUUAUAUUUGUGAUUUUUAAAAUGAAGGCAUUUUUUUUCUGAAUUGCACCAUGUUGGAAUAGAUCAAAAGCUGAGAGCAGAGGCUGCCUCCUUGGGUGGCAACGCCGACUCCCCCCUUCAAUCCCACACAUCCAGAUCAGGGUAAUUGUUAGUCUGCAGGGAGCUGAGCGUUGAACUCUGAGUCACCCCAUCAUAGUCACACAAGUAUUUCAGCUCCUAAAAGCUCUGUAACAUUUUUCUCUGUUGUUUUUGACACGGUAAUAUUUAAAGACAUUAAAAAAAAAAAAAAA